Messenger RNA from Lachancea mirantina, 1428 nucleotides. Lineage: Eukaryota; Fungi; Ascomycota; Saccharomycetes; Saccharomycetales; Saccharomycetaceae. The record is from the annotation of a GenBank genome assembly.
AUGUCAGCAACCUUUAUUACGGAUGAAGACGUAGACCUGUCAGUAAAUGACAAAUUAAAAGUCAUUAUGGAUUCGUUCAGAAAUCGCUAUGGCAGAAAGCCUGAUUUUGUGUCCAGAUCGCCUGGCCGAGUAAAUCUGAUUGGUGACCAUAUUGACUACGAAGAUUUCUCCGUUUUGCCGAUGGCUAUAGAGUUGGGCGUUUUGUGCGCCGUUAAAUGUGUUGACGACCAGCAGACUGCAGUUAUCAAACUGAGCAACUCGGAUUCCACGUUUGGCGACCGAACGGUUGAGCUGCCACCUGAUGGCGAUCUCGUCACAAUCGAUCCAGCGGUGUCAGACUGGUCGAAUUACUUCAAGUGCGGGCUUCUCGUCGCCCAGCAGCAUUUGAAAAGGCUGUUCCCCGACCGCUUUAGCACGUCUGCUUUGAAGGGAAUGGAAGUCUUUGUCACCGGUGACGUUCCCGCAGGACUUUCGUCCUCUGCGGCUUUCAUAUGUGCCGUCGCUCUCGCAGUUAUCAGAGCAAAUCUCGGCCGCGAUCACCAGAUCCCAAAGCAAGACUUGAUGAACAUCACAGUGGUUGCCGAGCACUAUGUCGGUGUCAACAACGGUGGCAUGGAUCAAGCCGCGUCAGUUUGUGGAGAGACCGAUCACGCUUUGUAUGUACAGUUUAGGCCAGAGUUGAAAGCGACUGCCUUUAUGUUCCCAAAGCUUGACCACUCUGAAGUAAACUUCAUUGUGGCGAACACGCUGAAGGUCUCGAAUAAGGUCGAAACGGCGCCCACGCAUUACAAUCUGCGAGUCCUCGAAGUGACUCUUGCCGCUAAUGUCUUGGCAAAAAACUACGGCGUAGAGCUGCCUUCUGACGGAAACAUGAAGAAAGGCACGCUGCGAAGUUUCAUGGACGCUUACUGGCAAAAGUUCCAUGGGGCUACAUCCCCUUGGGAAGGCGACAUUGACUCUGGCAUUACACGGAUGAACGCAAUGUUGGGGCUUGUUGAAAGCUGUUUCGGGGACAGAAAGUCGCUCGGCGUCGUUGACGUAGCUGCGAGCUUGGGAUGCACUUCCGAUGAACUGAAGAAGGACUUUCUGAGUCACUUUCCAGUGCGAUUUGAGACUCUGAGACUAUAUCAAAGGUCCAAGCAUGUGUACUCUGAGGCAAUCAGGGUCCUUGAGGCUUUGAAAAUUUUGACUGCAAAGACGUUUGAUUCAGACGAGGCAUUUUUCAGCAGUUUUGGUGCUCUGAUGAACGAGUCGCAGCAGUCCUGCGAUGUUCUUUAUGAGUGCUCCUGUGCCGAGACCGACGAGAUCUGCAGGAUAGCAAGAGCCAGCGGUGCAAGUGGCUCACGACUCACGGGAGCAGGCUGGGGAGGCUGCACAGUGCAUUUAGUUCCUAGUUCAAAGGUCAAUGAUGUAAAACGCACUCAUUGA